GGUGUAGCUCCGCCCCUCCCCUCCCCCCGUUUCCGUCUGUGCUGUGAGAGCGCGUGGGCCCCGGAGCGGCCCGCACUCGGUAUAAAAACAAAAAUCCCCCAAAAAAAAUACAAAACAACAAAAAAACCCACAAAAAACCCGCAAAACGCCGCUCCCGACGGAACCGCAGGACCUGAAGGACCCGGAGCUCGAGCUACUACCGGUACCGAGCAGCGCAGCGCGGCUAACCCGCCUCAGAGUGCAGCCAGAUCGGCCGCCGCUUCACCCGCGACCCGCGGACUGAUCCCCGGCCCCGCCGCUCCGUGAUCCCGCGGACUGAUCCCCGGCCCCGCCGCUCCGUGACCCCGCGGACUUAUUUCACGGACCCGCCGCUCCGUGACCCCGCGGAGAGAUGAACCCAAGCGCCCCCAGUUACCCCAUGGCCUCGCUGUAUGUGGGGGAUCUGCACCAGGACGUGACUGAGGCCAUGCUGUACGAGAAGUUCAGCCCCGCCGGACCCAUCCUCUCCAUCCGGGUCUGCAGGGACAUGAUGACCCGCCGCUCGCUCGGAUACGCAUACGUUAACUUCCAGCAGCCGGCGGACGCCGAACGCGCUCUGGACACCAUGAACUUCGAUGUGAUUAAGGGCCGACCCGUUCGGAUCAUGUGGUCCCAGAGAGACCCGUCCCUGAGGAAGAGCGGCGUCGGAAACAUCUUCAUCAAGAACCUGGACAAGUCCAUCGACAACAAAGCCCUGUACGACACGUUCUCCGCCUUCGGGAACAUCCUGUCCUGUAAGGUGGUGUGUGAUGAGAACGGCUCUAAGGGUUACGGCUUUGUGCACUUUGAGACUCACGAGGCGGCGGAGCGAGCGAUCGAGAAGAUGAACGGCAUGCUGCUGAACGAUCGCAAAGUGUUUGUCGGGAGGUUUAAGUCGAGGAAGGAGCGCGAGGCGGAGAUGGGAGCCAGGGCCAAAGAGUUCACCAACGUCUACAUCAAGAACUUCGGAGAGGACAUGGACGACGAGAAGCUGAAAGAUGUCUUCGGAAAGUAUGGCCCCGCCCUCAGCAUUCGGGUGAUGACUGACGAAAGCGGCAAGUCCAAGGGCUUCGGCUUCGUGAGCUUUGAGAGGCACGAGGACGCUCAGAGGGCCGUGGACGAGAUGAACGGGAAGGAGCUGAACGGGAAGCAGGUGUAUGUGGGACGAGCUCAGAAGAAAGGAGAGCGUCAGACUGAACUUAAACGCAAGUUUGAGCAGAUGAAGCAGGACCGCAUGACCCGCUACCAGGGCGUGAACCUGUACGUGAAGAACCUGGAUGACGGUCUGGACGAUGAGCGUCUGCGUAAAGAAUUCUCUCCAUUUGGAACCAUCACCAGCGCAAAGGUGAUGAUGGAGGGCGGCCGCUCUAAAGGCUUCGGCUUCGUGUGCUUCUCAUCGCCGGAGGAGGCCACCAAGGCGGUGACGGAGAUGAACGGCCGCAUUGUGGCCACCAAACCCCUGUACGUAGCUUUAGCUCAGCGCAAAGAGGAGCGGCAGGCCCACCUCACCAAUCAGUACAUGCAGAGGAUGGCCAGCGUCCGCGCCGUACCCAACCCUGUCCUCAACCCCUACCAGCCCGCGCCGCCGUCCGGCUACUUCAUGGCUGCUAUUCCUCAGGCUCAAAACCGCGCCGCCUAUUACCCCAGCAGCCAACUGGCCCAACUCCGCCCCAGCCCUCGCUGGGCCACUCAGAGCGUCCGCCCACAGCAUUUCCAGAACAUGCCGAACGCUAUCCGCCCCGCUGCCCCGCGCCCGCAGACCUUCAGCACCAUCCGACCCACCGCCUCCCAGCUGCCCCGCAUGAUGACCUCUCAGCGCAUGGCGUCUCAGCCGAUGGGCCCGAGGCCGACCGGCGCCGGAGCAGCUACCGGAACCGCCCCGGUGAGAGCGGUACCACAGUACAAAUACGGCCCGGGAGUCCGGAACCCCCAGCAGCACCUCGGAGCCCAGCCACAGGUCCCCAUGCAGCAGCCUGCGGUUCAUGUUCAGGGUCAGGAGCCCCUGACCGCCUCUAUGUUGGCCGCCGCCCCCCCGCAGGAGCAGAAACAGAUGCUCGGUGAGCGACUGUUCCCCCUGAUUCAGAACAUGCACCCGACUCUGGCGGGGAAGAUCACGGGGAUGCUGUUGGAGAUUGAUAAUUCUGAGCUGCUCCACAUGCUGGAGUCUCCGGAGUCUCUUCGCUCCAAGGUGGAUGAAGCUGUGGCGGUGCUCCAGGCUCACCAGGCGAAGGAAGCCGCUCAGAAGUCGGUGAACAGCGCUGCUGUUCCUGCUGUUUAAUGAAGGACGUCCCGCAGGGAAGCGUUACGACGGAAAAAGGAAAAUCUAUUAAACAUUGAAAAAUACAAAACUCUUAAAACACUGAAAAACAGAAAAUGUCUUAAAAAUGAAAAUUCUAAUAUGAAAUUUUUGCCAGGUCUUUUGGCACCAAGCCACGGCCUUGAUUAAAGUAAACAAAAAAAAUAGAAAAAAAAAAUAGAAAAAUGAAAAAAUUGAUUUUGAAAUAAAGUUGAUAAUUUGUUUUAAUUCCUUUUACUGUUUAAACGCCCAGAAUGUUCCGGUCUCUGCAGAGCAUCGCUGAGCGCUGGCUGAAGUGUAUUGGAUUCAAUUAAUAAAAAAUUAAACUUUGA
Molecule: messenger RNA, 2646 nt
Organism: Astyanax mexicanus (Mexican tetra)
Lineage: Eukaryota; Metazoa; Chordata; Actinopteri; Characiformes; Acestrorhamphidae
Product: polyadenylate-binding protein 1A
Exons: 15
Coding region: 392-2296 (634 amino acids)
Cellular component (GO): ribonucleoprotein complex
Molecular function (GO): RNA binding
Source: RefSeq, a predicted model, not a curated record